AUGUCAAACAUCCUGUUUCGGGGAUCGACAGGGAGAGUCGAGGGGAGGCUUCCGCGAGAGGUGUGCGCGUUCCUGGCCCCGUUGCUGCAGGAGGGCUUGGUAAAGGCCCACGCGGAGGCGGUGUGCGAUCUGCCGGGCCUGGGAAAGUUCGCGGAGGUGCCGCUCAUGCUGUCCAUCGAGAUCGAGGAGGGGCUGUUCGCCUUGGAACCUGAGGAGGAGCUUUACCGCAACGCGUACUGCCUCCUGCAGUUCGCCCACACAGGUCACAUCGAGCAAGAACAGCCGAAGAGUCAGCAGGCUGUUGCUGCUGCUGCCGAGAAAGGCAAGGCCGACGACCACCAGCAGGCCGAGAAGACGCUAGCGAAGGAGGAGCGGAACGAGAUGGAGGAGGAACAGGAGGAGGAAGAGGAGGUCCGAGAAGAGGACGUCAAGGAGCUCUACGAUGACGAGACCCAGCUGUGCGAGAUGCCGGAGGCCCGGGACCCGAGGCUGUUCGUGGACGGGCUGGCCCUCCGGCGGUACCAGCGGCAGGCGCUGGCGUGGAUGAUCCAGCGCGAGAAGAAGCGGUACGUGACCGAGGAGGACUGCACGGGACUGUCAUCGGUGACGGCGGCGGCCGCCGCCGCCGAUGCCGGGGAAGGCGCGGUGGAGGAGGAGAGCGGCGGCGGCGGCGUCGCCAUCAGGGACGGGCGCGUUCGGGUGGCGUCUUGGGGGGGGGCUUCGUCAAACACGAAACAGGGGGGGUCCGGCGACUGCGGCGGGGGGCCCGGGGUAGCAAUGCACCCGCUGUGGGAGCGGCGAGCGGCGGCUUCGAUCGUGGUCCGGAAGGAGGCGUCUGGAGACUGUCUCGACCUUUUCGGCGGCAGUGGUAUGGGUGAUGAUGAUGAUGAUAGUAAUGCCGGGGGUGGGGGGGACAACCGGGCCCCACAGCUGGUGCUGUCGCAACCCGAGGCCUUCUUCGUGAACGUUUACUCCAGGCGGUUCCAGAGGGAGUUCCCGCCCGCGUCGCUGGGAUGUCGCGGAGGGAUUCUCGCCGACGAGAUGGGGAUGGGCAAGACCGUCAUGCUGCUCUCGCUCAUCCUGUCGGACAAAGAGCGGCGACAGGAAGGCGGUGGUGGUAGCAAUGGGGUCGGGGACGGCGGCGAACAGGAGGACGACGAGAAGGGUCAAGAGGAAGGCGGGGGACCCGCAGCAGUCGGCCGCGACGGAAGCCUCGUGGUCUGCCUGGACGACGACGACGACGACGACGACGACGACUCGGCUAACGCAGCAGAGCACGUCUCCAAGGGCAAGCAAAAGCUCGGGAGCGGUGGUCCCGGCGGCCGUAACGCCGCCACGUCGUCACCGGAAGACGCACUCGCCAACGCCGAUUUGCCCUCGCGUGGGAAGAGGCGCUCUCCCGCAGUGACGGAGGCGGUGCCCUCUUCGGCGGGGUCCGUUGCCGCUGGGAUGAAACGGCGGCGUGCUGCCGCCGCCGCCGUGCGCCUCGAUGAGAGCAACGGCGGCGGUAAGCGAGUGGCGAGGGGUCGCGGUGUGGGGAAGGGAGGGGGAACGCUGGUCGUGUGCCCCUUGUCGUUGAUCGGGCAGUGGAGGGGGGAGCUGGAGAGCAAGACGCGGAAGGGGGCCAUCAGCGUGGGGUUCCACUACGGAGCGGGUAGAAGCAGGCGAGUGUGGGCGGGAACUCGAAAGAGGCGGUGGCUGGGAAUUGGACCAAGGUCCACGCGAGAGCUGUGCCGAAAGGACGUGGUCCUCACGACGUACGGGGUGCUCUCGAGCGAGAUGGCCAAGCACGAGGCCGACGCAACUGCCAGAGAAUCCACCGCACCGGCAACAACGGGAGGAGGAGGGGGGGGAGGAGGAAGUGCAGCACCGGCAGGGGGGCUCCUGGGGGUGCGUUGGAGCCGCGUCAUCUUAGACGAAGCGCACUCUAUCCGCAAUACCAACACAGAGCAGUCCCGAGCUUGCCUUCGGCUGGAGGCUGACCAGAGGUGGGCGGUCACGGGGACUCCCAUCCAGAACAGCCUCGACGACAUGGCCGCCCUCCUGGCGUUCUUGCGGCACGAGCCUUGGAGCGACCGCGGCUGGUGGAGGAAGGUCAUCUCCGACCCAUACAAGGAUGGUGACGCGGAAGCACUUCGUCGGCUGAAAACCGUGCUUGCUCCAAUCCUGCUUCGAAGGACCAAGAGCACGCUCGACUCUCGCGGGCGUCCGAUCGUGGAGCUGCCCCCCAAGACGGUGGAGAUCGUGCGGCUGCAGCUUUCUGCCGAGGAGAGGGAGUUUUACGAGGCUCUCAAGAAGCGCUCAAAGACAUGUACACCCCCUUUUUUCUUUGAACUUCGAAGUACGUGUACCACCUCCUUUGCGACAACUAUCGCGGCGGAAAUGUGUUGUGGCAAUGGCAGCUGA
This is a messenger RNA of Ectocarpus siliculosus, 2406 nucleotides long. Lineage: Eukaryota; Phaeophyceae; Ectocarpales; Ectocarpaceae. The record is from the annotation of a GenBank genome assembly.